Messenger RNA from Aspergillus brunneoviolaceus CBS 621.78, 1068 nucleotides. Its product is annotated as Gfo/Idh/MocA family protein. Gene Ontology annotation, cellular component: cytoplasm. Bases 1 to 1068 code for a protein of 355 amino acids. NCBI's taxonomy places the organism in Eukaryota, Fungi, Ascomycota, Eurotiomycetes, Eurotiales, Aspergillaceae. Gene Ontology annotation, molecular function: nucleotide binding; oxidoreductase activity. The transcript has 3 exons. The record is from RefSeq and is a predicted model, not a curated record. Gene Ontology annotation, biological process: NADPH regeneration.
AUGACCCGAACACAGAACCCUCUCAAGAUUGCAGUUGUCGGCCUUGGUCGCAUGGGCAAACGCCAUGUCCACACACUGCUGUAUCGUGUACCCCACGCCCAGGUGGUGGGGGUAUGCAGCUCCGACGCGAGCGAGGUCAAGUGGGCCCAGAACAACCAAGAGUACACCGAUUUCGGCAUCACCGUCUACGACGACUACGACCAGAUGCUGGAGCACCCGGGCUUACAAGCAGUCUGGAUCUCCAGCAGCACAGACGUCCACGCCAGCCAAUCUCUGGCGGCGAUCGCGAAGGACCUACACGUCCUCUGCGAAAAGCCACUCAGCACCGAUCUUGCGGAGGCGCAAUCCGUCGUCGACGCCGCCCGAGCCAAGCCCUCGCUGAAGGUGAUGGCGGGCUUCUCCCGCCGGUUCGACGCCUCCUACCGCGACGCCAGCGCCAAGAUCUACGAGCAGGGCGCCAUCGGGACCCCGUUCCUGGUCCGCUCCAACACGUGCGACCUCCGCGACGAGACGGGCUUCUUCGUGCGGUACGCGGCCCGCAACGGCGGCAUCUUCGUCGACUGCGCCAUCCACGACAUCGACCUCUCCCUCUGGUUCCUGGGGAACCCGACCCCCAAGGCGUGCUGGGCGGCCGGCACCCUGCAGCAUCACCCGGAGCUCCGGGAGCUGUCCGACGUGGACAACGCGGUCGGGGUGGUGGAGUUCUGGGGCGGCAAGAUCGCCUACUUCUACUGCUCGCGGACGCAGGCCCACGGCCACGACGUCUGCACGGAGAUCACGGGCACGGAGGGCAAGCUGAUGGUCAACGUGGUGCCGCGGCAGAAUAACGUGGUGCUGGCGGAUAAGCUGGGGAUGCGCCACGAGGUGCAGCCGGAGUACUGGGAGCGGUUCGAGCAUGCGUUCGCGCUGGAGGCGAAUGAGUUUAUUGCGGCCGUGCGCGAGGAUCGCGAGGUGCCGCUGCCGCUGGAGGCGGGCAUGAAGGUCAUGCUGAUCGGGCAGGCGCUGCAGCAUGCUUUGUUGUCUGGGGAGGUGGUGCGAUUUGAUGAGAGUGGGGAGCGGUUGAACUAG